CUUCAUACUGGAGAGAAACCUUACAAAUGUGAAGAAUGUGACAGAGCUUACAGUUUCAAAUCAAACCUUGAAAUACAUCAGAAACUUCAUACUGAAGACAAUCCUUACAAGUGUAAUGAGUGUGGCAAGACCUUUAGCCGAACGUCAUCCCUUACAUGCCAUCGUAGACGUCAUACUGGAGAGAAACCUUACAAAUGUGAAGAAUGUGACAAAGCAUUCCGUUUCAAAUCAAAUCUUGAAAGACAUAGGAGAAUUCAUACUGGAGAGAAGCCGUACAAGUGUAAUGAGUGUGGCAAGACCUUUAGUCGGAAGUCAUACCUUACAUGCCAUCGUAGACUUCAUACUGGAGAGAAACCUUACAAGUGUAAUGAGUGUGGCAAGACGUUUAGUCACAAGUCAUCCCUCACAUGCCAUCGUAGACUUCAUUCUGCAGAGAAACCUUACAAGUGUAAUGAGUGCGGCAAGACCUUCAAUCAGCAGUUAACCCUUAAACACCAUUGUAGACUUCAUACUGGAGAGAAACCUUACAAAUGUGAAGAAUGUGACAAAGCUUACAGUUUCAAAUCAAACCUUGAAAUCCAACAGAAAAUUCAUACUGAAGAGAAUCCUUACAAGUGUAAUGAAUGUGGCAAGACCUUCAGCCGGACGUCAUCCCUUACAUGCCAUCGUAGACUUCAUACUGGAGAGAAACCUUACAAAUGUGAAGAAUGUGACAAAGCUUUCCGUGUGAAAUCAAACCUUGAAGGACAUAGGAGAAUUCAUACUGGAGAGAAACCAUACAAGUGUAAUGAGUGUGGCAAGACUUUUAGUCGGAAGUCAUAUUUUACAUGCCAUCAUAGACUUCAUACUGGAGAGAAACCUUACAAGUGUAAUGAAUGUGACAAGACCUUUAGUCAGAAGUCAUCCCUUAUAUGCCAUCGUAGACUUCAUACUGGAGAGAAACCUUACAAGUGUAAUGAGUGUGGCAAGACAUUUAGUCAGAAGUCAAACCUUACAUGCCAUCGUAGACUUCAUACUGGAGAGAAACCUUACAAAUGUAAUGAGUGUGGCAAGAACUUUAGUCAGAAGUCAUACCUUACAUGCCAUCGUAGACUUCAUACUGGAGAAAAACCUUACAAGUGUAAUGAAUGUGGUGAGGUUUUUAAUCAACAAGCACACCUUGCAGGUCAUCAUAGAAUUCACACUGGAGAGAAGGCUUAGAAAUGUGAAGCAUGUGACAAAG
Molecule: messenger RNA, 1222 nt
Organism: Chlorocebus sabaeus (green monkey)
Lineage: Eukaryota; Metazoa; Chordata; Mammalia; Primates; Cercopithecidae
Source: RefSeq, a predicted model, not a curated record